AUUCACCUGAAACCAGUCGGGCUUUCUUUCUGCCCUCCCUAAUUGCCUUGAUGCAAACAUGCUCGCCAAGGUUUGGUCAGACUUUGAACGGAGACUUCGGGUCAAACUGCGAUCUCUGAGACUAUGGUGGCAGGCUGCCUUCCCUUUAUCUGUGAAUCCUUCAAUGGCUGCUGACGACUAUAACCCUGUCUCCCUGCGGCACAAGUCGAAGAAGAAGACCCGAGGAGGCAAUGGUACCAUGAGCAGAAGGCGAAUCUCCGUCAAAGAGCUCGGUCAGCCGGACCACCAGGGCUGGCUUUACAGGAAGAAGGAGACCAAGGGCUUCCUGGGCAUCAAAUGGAAGAAGUACUGGUUUGUCCUUAAGAAGACGGCUCUCUACUGGUACUCCAACCAGCUGGCGGAGAAGGCAGAGGGCUACAUUGACCUCACCAACUUCAUGAUAGACGUAGCCAUCGAGUGCAAGAAAAAGCAUGCUUUCAAAGCCUGCCACCCUCAGGUCAUGAUGUUUUAUUUUGCUGCUGAGAACCACGAGGACAUGAAUCGGUGGUUGAAUAAGCUCGGGCUGGCCUCCAUUCAUUAUGAGCAAACUGAUCAAACGGCAGCUGAGUGCUAUAGUGAAGCCAGCGAUCAUGAAGAAGCUGAGAGCGCAGAAAUCCCCCCGCCGCCAUACUCAGAACAGACGCUACGGGAUACUGUGGAUGCGCUGGAUCCACCCGGGAGCACACAUCAGGGCACUCUUCCUCCCCCCUAUUCCUCCACAGCUUCCGGAGAAGCGAGCGAUUUGCUCUCCUCCCCCGUCAGUACCAUGACGUCGCAGAGCUCGGCCUCGUCGCUCGCCAAGCAGCGGCAGUCCUGGCUGGACCUCGUCUCGCAGGCGUCCUCUACUCCGGCGGUGGAAACGGCAGUGGUGUGCUCUGUCCAGGUCCACUCGCACUGUCCGCCACAAGGAAGAGAGGAAGGGGGAGGAGCAUCGGAAGGCUCCGUUUCACAGGACUCCUUGGACUCAAAUGGGUCCAACAAUGACAGCCCUGUGGCGCAAGGGGAGGAGCAGAGGGAUGUUUUAGGUGCUCAAAUUGAAGGCAAGUGUGAGAACACCUCGGACGAGAUGGAAAAGCUGUACAUUCAUCUUAAGGAGGCCAGCCUCUCGCCGAUAGGCGAUCGCAAACCAUCCACGAAAAGGGAAUUCAGGGCAUCUUUUGUCAAACGCUGUAAAAACCAGACCGUUAAUGAUAAGCUACACCAUAUCAGGGCACUCAAAAGCACGUUAAAGUCUAAAGAGGCGGACUUGCAAGCAAUAGAGCAGGUGCUGACCGACCCGGAGCUUUCCUCGGAGAAGUUCAGAGGGUGGAAGGAGGCCAACGCGCCUUUAAUGACGGAGAUCUGCCUCAAAACCGACCAGAGGGUGGCGCCAGAGGCUGCGAUGACUGAAGCGUCAGUCGCUGCUCCUGUUCCGGAGACCAGUUUAUAAGGGACUCUCCUAAUGACUUAUUUCAGCGCGUUUGGACGUGGACCUCAUGGUUGCAUUUUUUUGUGAAUGCACACUUACUGCUGUGAUUUAGUCAGCUAACACUUCAGAUCCAUGAAAGCGCAUAUUUAAGUGCUGUUUCACAUGUUGAUGAAUCUGUAAAGUGUUGUGUUUUUUUUGUUUUUUGUUUUUUUAUGUUGAGAUGCAAACAUGAGCAAUACACAUGAAAAUGUGAUUUCUGGUUUAGUAUUAGUGUUUCUGUCCAGCUGGUGAGAUUAGCCAAUUUUUUCAGCUGAGUGUUUUUAGCUAAAAUUUUACUUCACACUUUUUGAACUGUAUGAAAUUGAGUAGAUCGAGAGACAUUUGUCUUCUGCACAAAAACACUGUUUGGUUGCGGGGGAGGGGGGGGGGUUUACUGUAUAAUUUAUCUACAUUGUAUUCAUCUGUAGUGAACUCGGAGUGCUGUUUUUAAGUUGCUGACUGCUAAUUAUUGGUGCCAUGCACCAUCUGUGCCUGUUACAAGCAACCCUACAGCCAUGAUUUUUUCCCUGUGCUUUAGAUGUCACGUUGUGCUUUAUAUUAACUGUCCUGACUGAAAUAUAAGGCCUUUUUUUUCCUUUUUUUUUUUUUUUUUACAAUAAAUCACAAAUGCUGAUAGUUUCAGAUUAAUAGGGAUUCAAAUUAUUGUUGAUAAACAUUUUAAAACUUUGCUAAAACACUAAGAAUGUGCUUUGAAACCAUAAAUGUUUAAGGAUUACCUCAAACUGGAUCGACUUAGCAGAGUUCAUUGGCAUUGUUACCCGAUAUGCUUUACAAAAGCUAUUCUAGGGACUGGGAAAAAAGCCCUAAACAUUUCGCUGCAAGUUACUGAGAAGUGUUGUCAUUUAGGCAUGAACAUCAAACAUGAUGUGUAUGGGUGCAUAAUAUAAGUAUGCAAUAAAUAUUGGCUAAUGGAUGCUUCAGAAGGAAAUGCAAGCAUCAGCCGUCUUUCAACUAUGAUCACAUUUUAAGUGGUAGAGGAUCAUCCAAGUUUGCUAAAAACAAUUUACUAGUUCUACUCUAAAAUAUGCACAGAUAAAAAAAGUGACAUUUAACUUCACAUCACAUUGCAAAUGAAUAAAACAUUUGGCACCUUACAGCUGUAGUCGUACUGGUUGUUUAUU
This is a messenger RNA of Fundulus heteroclitus (mummichog), 2628 nucleotides long. RefSeq names its product interactor protein for cytohesin exchange factors 1-like. Lineage: Eukaryota; Metazoa; Chordata; Actinopteri; Cyprinodontiformes; Fundulidae. The transcript has 11 exons. The record is from RefSeq and is a predicted model, not a curated record. The coding region runs from base 59 to 1468 and encodes 469 amino acids.